AUGGAGAAUAAACCAAACAAGAAAGUAGGUGGACCAGAUUGCAUUGUGGAAAUUGGUAAAAAAAAGAAAAAAAAAGCAAAAACUUACCCAGUUCCCUAUGGGCGGACACCAGGAAAUAUCUCUGCCAUAUGUAAAGCAGUAUCUAGCUUGUUAAGUAUAUCACAAACUUUAAGACAAUUAAAGUUGGAAAAUUUAAUGAUGAGACCUGAAGAUGCAGAUUCUCUUUCUGAGGGACUCAAGAAUGCAAAUCUGGUGUAUUUCUCACUUGCUGGCUGUAGGCUUGGAGAUGAAUUCAUUGAAAGACUUUGUCGGGGAUUACACGUAUCAAAAAUCGACUGGAUAGAUCUUAGCUCUUGUCGUUUAAGUAUGCGAAAUAUUACUUCACUAAGCAAUGUUAUCAAGAGUCAUAACAUAAGGAGGCAUAAUGAAAUGUUUAAGGACACUUUGCGACAACAGUUACCAUCGCUUGAUGCUCAGAAAGGAUUAAAGAGACUGUCAUUGAAUGAUAACCUAUUGUGUGAUAAAGGCAUCAAUAUUCUUUCAGAAAGUCUUUCCGAUGACCUCUGGAUUAAAGCCUUAGAUUUGCAGAAAUGUGGUGUAGGAAAUGAAGGAGCAUUGAAGCUUUUGCAAAUUGCAAAAGUAAGCCCACAAAUACAAAUCAUUGAUCUUCGUUUGAAUGAAGUGGAUGAAUACAUUUUGGAAAGGCUUUAUCAGCAGUUAGAGUUAAAUAAAGCUGGAAAAAUACUAGAAGCUGCGAAGCAUUCUACGGUUCCAAAAUCUAAUAAAUGUGAAAACAAACGUGAUGAGUCUGCUCCAGUACCUGCUGAUGAUACAAAUAAAGAAACAGAUGGUGCAUCACAAAAUCCUAAUGAUAUGGAGGAUUUGAAAAAACUUAAUGGAAAUCUCUUGAAAGAUAUAAUAAAACUUAAGAAGGCUUAUAAUUCAGAAAGGAAAAUGCAUCUCUACUUUAAAAAUCUUCUGGUUAAGUCUCAAGCUGAAAAUCAGAACUUGCGGAAAACAUUGAUAGAGAUGACGAAUCCUGAAAAUCAAAUUAUCAUAGACCAGGAAACUUUUCUCUUAGUUCAGAACACCUUUGAGAAGUUGGAGAAUUUUUUGCAUGCCAUGAAAGAACAUGGGCUUUGGGAUUAUGUUCAAAUGUAUGGUGUAGAUGGAGCUGCUGAUGUUGUUUUAGAAACAGAUUCUGAUUCGAGAAAAUGUAUGAAAGUAAUAGAAAAGCCUUCUCAGUCUGCAAAUAGCACUGAUAACAGUAAUCAUUUUCAGAAUAAGCAUGCAAGCUCUUAUAGAUGUCAAAAGGCAAAUUUGGCUCAAGGGCGAAAUUCAUUUGAAGACAUUCAAAAUGUGACUAACUCUCAUGCUGAUCAAAAGUUAAUGGAAAAACCAGUUUCUCAAGCAAAAACAAGGUCUCAGUUUGCACAUAAAGCAGCUGUGCAAAGACUGUACAAGGAAGCAUUUGAACAUUACAGUAAUAAGUCAUCUAGCUCUCAAGCAUGCUGCACAAAGCCUUCUGUUCAUAGAACUGAUGGGCUGCCAGCUAGUGUACCCGGAAAAGCACAAAGAUUACAUUUGCAUUUUGCAAAAUUACCUGUUGAUUCAAAAAUCCCUGUGCCUCCUAAAGAUUUUGUACCCACCCCACAUGAUAAUAAAUUUGAAGAGAUAUAUGACAUAAAGCAUGCAGACCAUGGUGUAGAAGAUAAAAAUGAAGUAAUAUCUGCUAAGCCUAAUUAUCCUGAUUUUAAUGAGUUGCAUUUCUCUAGUAAACCUGAUAAAAUUCCAAAAACUGCAUCAUUAAAGGAUAGAGAUUCAUCAUUUUCAUCAUCAUGGGCUAAACAAAGAAAACUGAAAAGGAAGCAUAUGAAAGAAAUUAUUGAUUCUUCAUCUUCUUCUUCCUCAGAUCCCGAUAAUUCCAGUGCUAGAUCAGAAGCAAAACUUUCAGUCAGACCAAAACAACAUUCUACAAUGAAACCUUGUAGACAAUCUAAACAAGAUUUGAAAGUCAAGAGCCAAACAUCAAGUUCAGAGUCGGUGUCUGAUAAAUCUGCAUCUACAGAUCUUUCAGCUCAUAAUUACUCACAUUCUUCAUCAUUUCCAGAAAGAGAUGUAUCAAAGCCAGAGUCCACUGCUUCUAAAACAUUUGAAAAUGAGAGUGGCUCUCACACAAUCACCGAUUUUCAUGAUCCUGCUGACGAAAAAGUCGAAGUGGUCAUGUCAUCAGUAUCAUCUGAAGAAUCUUUAUUUAAAAGCCCUUCAGAUGAUAAAGUUAGGUCAAAUCUGAAUCUUCAACAUACAAUGAAUGUGUCAUCAAAAAGCUCUCUGAAAAAGAUGAGCAUUAAGAAGUUCGAGAAAAAAUCAUCAAGCAGUUCAUCUUCAUCUAAGGAAGAAGCACCUAGAAGUUACUUUGAAUCUGUUAGUGAUGCAUCUACCGAUAAAGAUGUCAAAUCAAUAUCUGAAAUGGAAGUUUCAUUAGAUUCAUCAGCGAAAGUUAAGUCUAAGUACUCAGAUGAGUUCACAAAUAUGCAGACCAAAGUAUUCUCUGAGAGAAUUCAGAAAGAAAAUCUCUCAGAAAUAUCAGCAGGUGCCAAAUAUUCAAAUGAUAAUUGCAAAAAAGUUUCUAAUAAAUCAGAAGAGACUGAAAAAAAAACUGCCAAGAAAAUAUCUGCCACUCGUACCAAUACCGCUUCUAAGAUGACUACUAAUAAGAAACAAGAUCCUGUAGACUCAUCUGUACCAUCUUUAAGUGAUAUAACUACAGUAUCAUCACACAGUUUAAAUACAGAUUCAGUUAUGAAACAACUUUCUGAAGAUGAAAAAUCUCUUCCCUAAGAUAUGUAUGCCCUUUGCGUAUUGUAAAUAAAUUUUUUUGUUUUGUGUGUUUAA
Stegodyphus dumicola is the source of this 2895-nucleotide messenger RNA. RefSeq lists its product as uncharacterized. Gene Ontology annotation, biological process: cilium organization. Gene Ontology annotation, cellular component: ciliary basal body; centrosome. The record is from RefSeq and is a predicted model, not a curated record. NCBI's taxonomy places the organism in Eukaryota, Metazoa, Arthropoda, Arachnida, Araneae, Eresidae.